GAAAUCCGCUGGCCCCGCCCUGUUGGCUGCGGAAGCGCGUCAGCUCGGGCGGCUCCCCGGCUAGCGCGGUUUCCAUCGCGGCGGACCGAGUAGCGCGUCGCGGACGCAACUAUGUGGGCUCUGGGGACCUGGGUGCUGCUGGGCGCCGUGUGCUCGGGUUCUGCCCAGUUGCAGUUCAAUGUAAUCAAGUCUGUUGAACAAACCAUUUGUAAUAAAACAGUCAUCAUACCUUGCAUAGUGACUAAUCUAAUACAGAACAAUAUUGGAACCAUGUUUGUUAAAUGGAAACUAGAAAAAAAACCAUUUUUCAUUUUUCGAGGAUCCACAAGAACGAUGGAGAGAAAUGAGAGUUUUUCAUCUGCUGAGUUAGAAUCUGAACAAAAUUUAACGUCUGGCAUUGCAUCAUUAAAAAUCUCAAGAACGCAAGCAGUUCAAGGAAACUACAGUUGUGAAGUGACAGAAUCGAGUAGGGAAGGAGAAACUGUAAUUGAACUUAUAUACCAUAGAGUGGCGUGGUUUACACCAGUAGAAAAUAUUCUCAUCAUACUCUGCAUGGUCUUGGCUAUUUUGUUUUAUUGGAUUCAGUUAGCCGUUACUGUAUCAAAAUUUGAAACUAGACUUCUGAAGAUCGGCUUAUUUAUUGCAGGAGUUGUCAUCACAAUUUCUGCUGUUGUUGGUUUUAGUCUUUUAAUUUCAGAUGACUUUAAGCCAGAGAAUCAAAUUGGACUUGGUUUAAUUGUACUCCCUGCUGUGAUUUUAGUGCCAUGUCAGUACUUUCUGCUUCAGAUAGUUUAUGAGAAUAAUCUAUCAUUUGCAAUUGGUGUGGUAAUUCUGGAAUCACUUGGUUAUUUGAUUGCUGUCAUUGGAUUUGGCCUGUGCAUUACAGCAUGCCGUCCAAAAAAUGGUGCUGUUGUGAUUGCUGGCUUAGCCAUUAUGGCUCUUAUUGCACUUGUUGGCCUAAUUUAUGCGAUUCUUUCGGGUUACAGCAAGAAAGAACAACCUCCAAGGAAAGCUGUAGAAGAACCACUUAAUGAUGCAAAAGGAGUGAUGUUAGAAUGAUGCGAAACUAACUGGCGAGAGUGACAGAACCUGCUACAGAGGUGGUGAUAUGUGAAAAGAAAUACAUUUGUUUAUACACCGUGGCCUUUGAUGAUGCACUAGUCAAAGAGAAGAAAAUCAGGAACGUAGCUGUUUUGCACGUUUGGGGGGGGAAAAAUGCUAAAAUGAUUUACAUGUAAUUUUAUAGUCACAGCAGCGGUAGUUCCAUUCAAGAGAGAGAGAGUUUUGUUGUUGUUUUUUUUCCUGGAGUGUGUGGGGAGGGAGAGGGAGAGAGCAGAAAAUGAACUAUUUAUUGACCAUGCAAUUUCUUUAUAGUGUCACUAUUAGUGUACCCUUUUCAAAAAACAUCAGUCAUUGCUUUGAAACUGGGCCAGGUCAGUGACCAAAUGAUACUAGCACUAUGCUACUUGGAUAGACCUUUGUGAUAAUUUAAACAAAUUGGUAUUGCAUGUUUCUCUCCUGACUCACCCUCUCUCCCCUCAAAUAUUAAAAAAAAAUCCACUGUCGCUACUAUGAAGUUUAAUAUGAUAAAGGUUGUAAUUACAUUUAGAUUAGUGGGGUUUUGCGUGUGCAUGGGCAAGAUAUGUUCAUGCCUAUAUCGUAUGAAUAGGAAGUGGAUGUUGUACAAAUGUUACUCUUUCCACUUCCAGUGUAUGUAUUAUAGAAAACAAUGGCACUUACCACACUGAAAAAACCUGCAUAAACAAAACCACGCCUUUUUAAUGAUUACCCAAGUUCCCCCCAUUCCCACAUACUAUAAUAGUCUCCUUGUGUAUAUAUAGUAGUUAUGUGGUGUGCUUUGAUUACUGAUAUUUUAGUCUGAUGUUUUUUGUGCCUCUUGUUGUAGUCUUGAUUAAAUAUUACUCACCCUGAGUCAAAUUCAGUGCUACGGUUGUUGGGCACAACCCAUUGAUUUCAUUGUUGAAGGGUACCCUACAAUGUUCAAAUGGUACAGUGUGUGGUACCGAAACCAGUCUCAGGCUUUCUCCUUUGCAAACUGGCAUUUAAGAACCUCUUGAUGCUUUCAGAAAACGGAGAAUAAUCAAAGUUAGCAGCAAAUCUGCAUUUUAAAUCUGCCUCCUUAUUACCAAGAAUAUAUGCAUAAAAACAUGAGCUAUGUUAGUUCAUGGGAUCCUGCUGCUUAUGCCUUAAUUGAAAUGGUCAUCCUGACUUUGUGAUAUUGUCAUUAUAUCAUAAACAGAAGACUCUUUCAAACAGGGAAUAAGUAAAUUCAGCUUCUGAGCGUAUUCAAGUUUUACAUAUAAAAAUUUUUUAAAACCUAAUUAGAAUAAUUUCUUCAUCUUGUGUAGUCUGUGAGGCCUUGCUAACAGGUAUACUUUGCUUUCUUACUAGUUACAGUGGGUGAACCCUCAAUGUUCUCCUUUAACAAUUUUUUGUGACUAGAGAGAGCCAGGGCCAUGCUGCAGUUUGAUAUAGAGACCAUGGAAUUAACUGGGGGGGCGGGGAUAUGAUACUACAGCUUAUACUCACAUGCAUAGGCCCCAUGUGAGUACUGCAGGAUUGAGCACCUCAGCUAACCCACUUCACCCUAACAGAAGUCAAUGGGAUAUUCACAUGUGUAAAUGUUAGGGAGUAUAAGUUUGUAUUUGCUUUGUAAGGCUCUAUCCAUAUUGCUUUAAUUUUUUAAAGGUAUAUGGUUUUGGAAUGUGGUAUAGCAUCAGGGUAUUCAUAGAGAGUUGAAAUCCAUAUAUAUUAGUCCUUUGGUUAAGCCUCCCCCAUUAAUCAAAAUAGUCGAAGAAGGUAUGGAUCAUUAAUUAGAGGCAAUCCAGGGACUUCCCUAACAUUUAUGCAUGGGGCUCCUCAUCUACACACCUGUAGUUACUGAUAUCCUCUAGUAGUUUAUAGCAGCUCCACAAAGUAGCAGGCUUUGAAAUUCUGUUUUGCCUUACUCUUAAUAUAGCUUUAUAAUCAACUGUCAGCAAACUGGAAUUUAGCAGCCACUGUUGUUGUGAAGUCAAAUUCCUUUAAUAAAAUAUUACCAAAAAGAUUCAGUACCCAAUACUUGUCUAUUAAUCAUACUGCUGUAUGCAAAGCUCUGCUUUGGAUUUCUCUUGGGCACCAGUUGAAAGUGGGUUAGUUAAUUUCUUAGUCACUUAACACUACCUUCCCUCCGGUAAAAACCAAAGUUGUUUAAAUGACUGAUUCCAGUGUUUGUGUAUAUAUAUAAACCAUAUUCUCAUGAUUUGGCAUUUUGGAUAUCUGCAAUCUUUACCCAAGUGGUGGUGUUUAUGAAUAUAACUUUGUAAAUAUUGCACUAUUAUACUUAAAAUAAAACCAUAUUAAACUG
This is a messenger RNA of Trachemys scripta elegans, 3367 nucleotides long. RefSeq names its product CD47 molecule (gene CD47). Bases 112 to 1059 code for a protein of 315 amino acids. Gene Ontology annotation, biological process: positive regulation of cell-cell adhesion; positive regulation of phagocytosis; positive regulation of inflammatory response. NCBI's taxonomy places the organism in Eukaryota, Metazoa, Chordata, Testudines, Emydidae. The record is from RefSeq and is a predicted model, not a curated record. Gene Ontology annotation, molecular function: thrombospondin receptor activity. Gene Ontology annotation, cellular component: extracellular exosome; plasma membrane. The transcript is spliced from 11 exons.